Neltuma alba is the source of this 422-nucleotide messenger RNA. RefSeq names its product beta-glucosidase 13-like. The record is from RefSeq and is a predicted model, not a curated record. The annotation marks the transcript as partial. Lineage: Eukaryota; Viridiplantae; Streptophyta; Magnoliopsida; Fabales; Fabaceae. Gene Ontology annotation, biological process: carbohydrate metabolic process. The transcript has 4 exons. Gene Ontology annotation, molecular function: beta-glucosidase activity.
AAAAUGGAGUGCCCAUCGGUCCAGUGGCAGCUUCAAGUUGGCUAUACAUAUAUCCUGAAGGACUUCAUGAGCUUCUGGUUUAUACCAAGAAAAAGUUCAACAAUCCUGUGAUUUAUGUUACAGAAAAUGGAGUCGAUGAAGCUAACACCGGCAAGAUGGACCUUAAUGACAAACUAAGAAUAGAUUAUAUCCAGAGCCAUCUUGCUCAAGUCCAGAAAGCCAUCAAGGAUGGAGUGAACGUAAAGGGAUAUUUUGAAUGGGCAUUAUUAGACAACUUUGAAUGGGCGGAUGGAUACAGUGUUCGAUUUGGAAUGGUUUAUGUUGAUUUUGAUGAUAAAUCCCUUAAGAGGACCCCAAAGAAAUCUGCUCAUUGGUUCAAAAAAUUCCUUCAGAACCAUGAAGAAGGACGGGACAAACAAUAA